Molecule: messenger RNA, 1509 nt
Organism: Moesziomyces aphidis
Lineage: Eukaryota; Fungi; Basidiomycota; Ustilaginomycetes; Ustilaginales; Ustilaginaceae
Source: the annotation of a GenBank genome assembly
AUGGCUCCCAUCGCAAAGACCGUAUGCGUGGCGCUUGCCGCCAUCGCCCUCGCCGCCACGGGCACCCAGCCCGCCCAGGCCCACCAGCUUCACUCGCGCCACGCCGCUGCUGGUAGCAACGUCUACCACAACCUUCACUCUCACUCUCGCCGCAUGGAGCGAAAGAUCCGUCGAAACGACUCCUUCUCCAUCUCGGGCUCCGGCAGCCUCUCGGGCGCCGCUGCCGUCGACGGCGCUUACUCCUCCGCCUCCAUCUCGGGCUCGGGCUCCAUCUCUGGCUCGGCCUCUGACUCGGGCUCGCAGUCCAGCGCCCAAUCCCAGUCCGACUCUGGUGCUGCUUCGGCUGCCAAGUCGGGUACCGACUCGGGAGCUCAGUCCAGCGCCCAGUCCAGCGCUCAGUCCAGUUCGGAGGCUAGCUCGGAGGCUAGCUCGCAGGCUAGCUCGCAGGCCAGCUCCGAAUCGAGCGCUCACUCGAGCUCUCAGUCUGAUGCCAACUCGAGCUCGUCCAGCAGCUCGUCCAACUCGUCCAGCCAGUCGAGCUCCCAGGCCAGCUCCCACUCCAGCUCCGAGUCGAGCGCCUCCUCCAACUCUGGUUCCAGCUCGGGCUCUAGCUCCAACUCGGGCUCUGGCUCUGGCUCUAACUCUGGCUCUUCCUCCGGUUCCAACUCGGGCUCCUCGUCCGGUGCCGUCUCUGGCUCGAGCUCCGGCAGCUCUUCGAACGCUGGUGCGUCUUCGUCUGCUGGUGCCAACGCCGGCUCUUCGUCGUCUGGCUCUUCGGACGCCAACGCUGGCGACGAUGACUGCGACGAGGAUGAUGACGCUGACACUACUGCCGACGACGAUUGCGACGAAGACGAGACGUCUGGCUCUGGUUCGGAUGAGGCCGACGAGGACUGCGACGAUGAAGACAGCGGCAGCUCGUCCAAUGCAGCUGCUGCGGCCGCCGCUUCGUCUUCGUCUUCGGCUUCGUCGUCGUCCAACUCUGGCAGUGACAGCAGCAGCAACAACCAGCAGCAGCCCAAGGCGGCAUCUGCGACCUCGUCGAGCUCUGCUGCGCCCACUGCCACUCCUCAAGCUCAGCACGACCAGAACAGCAACAAGGCCAGCUCGUCGUCGUCGGCUCCUGCCUCUUCGACGUCUGCGUCGGGUGCCGUGGCCUCUGCGGCUGCAUCUGCUUCGUCGUCGGCCAGCAGCCUCGCCAACGCUGUCAGCGGUGGGUUUGCGACCUUCUUCUACCAGAACGGAAACGCGGGCGCUUGUGGCAACCGCAACUCGGACUCGUCGGCUGUUGCGGCGCUGCAGUCGCAGACGUACGCUGGUGGUGCUCACUGCGGUAAGCAGAUCAAGAUCUUCCGCGCCGACAACCCCAGCAGGUCGGUGCUCGUCACCGUGGCCGACGAGUGCCCCAGCUGCGUGAACAGCGAGUCGAUCGAUCUCUCGGUCGGUGCCUUCACCCAAAUUGCCUCCGAGUCCGAGGGCAUGGUCGGCAUCAAGUGGGAGUGGGCCUAA